Panicum hallii is the source of this 2477-nucleotide messenger RNA. RefSeq names its product F-box/LRR-repeat protein 3-like. The transcript has 8 exons. Gene Ontology annotation, molecular function: protein binding. The coding region runs from base 73 to 2124 and encodes 683 amino acids. Gene Ontology annotation, biological process: SCF-dependent proteasomal ubiquitin-dependent protein catabolic process. Gene Ontology annotation, cellular component: SCF ubiquitin ligase complex. NCBI's taxonomy places the organism in Eukaryota, Viridiplantae, Streptophyta, Magnoliopsida, Poales, Poaceae. The record is from RefSeq and is a predicted model, not a curated record.
GCCUGGCCAUCAUUCUCCGCCUCCCUCCCUCCAUUCCGAUUCAGACCAAGAAUCCACCAACAUCAAUCGCCCAUGGCCGCAGCAGCAGCCCACCGGAACAACAAGCGCCGCCGCCUCUCCCUGGCUCCCGGCCCCACCUCCGCCACCGCGCCCCCUCUGGACUCGCUCGCCGACGAGCUCCUCUUCCUCGUCCUCGACCGCGUCGCCGCCGCCGACCCGCGCGCGCUAAAGUCCUUCGCCCUCGCCUCCCGCGCAUGCCACGCCACCGAGUCCCGCCACCGCCGCCUCCUGCGCCCGCUCCUCGCCGACCUCAUCCCCGCCGCGCUUGCCCGCUACCCGUCCGCCUCCCGCCUCGACCUCUCCCUCUGCGCGCGCGUCCCCGACGCCGCCCUCGCCGCCGCCCCAUCCGGAUCAUCCCUCCGCGCCGUCGACCUCUCCCGCUCAUGGGGGUUCGGCGCCGCGGGCCUCGCCGCGCUCGCCGGGGCCUGCCCGGACCUCGCCGACCUCGACCUCUCGAAUGGGGUCCAUCUUGGGGACGCCGCGGCGGCCGAGGUGGCGCGGAUGCGGACCCUCCAGAGGCUGUCUCUCUCGCGCUGCAAGCCGCUCACGGACAUGGGGCUCGGCUGCGUCGCCGUCGGCUGCCCCGACCUCAGGGAACUCUCGCUCAAGUGGUGCCUUGGGCUCACCGAUUUGGGGCUCCACCUCCUCGCCCUCAAGUGCAAGAAACUCACCAGCCUGGAUCUCUCCUACACCAUGAUCACAAAAGAGAGCUUUCUUGCCAUCAUGAAGCUACCCAAUCUCCAGGUGUUGACACUGGUGGGGUGUAUUGGAAUUGAUGAUGAUGCUCUUGGCAGUCUUGAAAAAGAAUGCAGUAAAUCACUACAGGUUCUUGAUAUGUCUCAUUGUCAGAAUAUCACUGAUGUGGGAGUUUCAUCCAUAGUGAAGUCAAUACCGAAUCUACUGGAACUGGAUCUUUCAUACUGCUGUCCUCAGGUUACUCCUUCUAUGGGGAGAAGUCUCCAAAAGAUUACUAAACUGCGGAUGCUGAAGCUGGAAGGCUGCAAAUUCAUGGCUGAUGGACUAAAAGCCAUUGGAAGCUCUUGUGUUUCUAUCAGGGAGUUAAGUCUGAGCAAGUGCUCUGGAGUAACAGAUACUGAACUCUCUUUUGCUGUGUCAAAACUAAAGAACCUGCUGAAGCUGGACAUCACUUGUUGUCGCAAUAUCACUGAUGUUUCAGUAGCUGCCAUCACUAGUUCAUGCACUUCCCUCAUCUCUCUGAGGAUGGAGUCUUGUAGCCAUGUUUCAAGUGGAGCACUCCAACUGAUCGGGAAGAACUGUUCUCACUUGGAAGAGUUGGACCUUACUGACAGUGAUUUGGAUGAUGAAGGGUUGAAAGCUCUCGCCGGAUGCAGCAAUCUCUUGAGCCUAAAAAUUGGUAUUUGCUUGAGGAUAAGUGAUGAAGGUCUGAUGCACAUUGGAAAAUCUUGCCCAAAACUCGGAGACAUUGAUUUGUACAGGUGUGGAGGCAUUAGUGAUGAUGGGGUUAUUCAGAUUGCUCAAGGCAGUCCAAUGCUAGAAUCUAUCAAUCUAUCCUACUGUACAGAAAUAACAGACCGUUCACUGAUGUCCCUCUCAAAAUGCACAAAGCUAAAUACAUUGGAGAUUCGUGGCUGCCCCAGGGUUUCAUCUGCUGGGCUCUCAGAAAUAGCAAUGGGUUGCAGGCUGCUUUCCAAGCUUGAUAUCAAGAAAUGCUUUGAGAUUAAUGAUGUGGGCAUGCUCUACCUUUCCCAGUUCUCUCAUAGCCUCCGUCAGAUAAACUUGUCAUACUGUUCGGUCACCGACAUUGGACUUCUUUCACUUUCUAGCAUAUGUGGCUUGCAGAACAUGACCAUUGUACAUUUAGCGGGUAUUACACCUAAUGGCUUGACAGCUGCUCUCAUGGUCUGUGGUGGUUUGACAAAAGUGAAGCUUCAUGAAGCAUUCAAAUCCAUGAUGCCUCCUCAUAUGCUAAAAAAUGUUGAGGCGCGGGGUUGUAUUUUCCAGUGGAUCAAUAAACCAUUUAAGGUUGAGGUGGAACCUUGUGAUGUGUGGAAGCAGCAGUCACAAGAUGUUCUUGUACGAUGAGAAGGCCUGAAGUGUGGCAAUUGUGGGAAGCAAAGGGCAUGCGCUGUGGCGAUGGAUGGAUUCUUGGCUGGCUUCGUUAUUGGAAGCAACAGUCACAAGAAGGGAAGCCUAAGGAACGAGCUAAAAUUUUUGUAGUGUAAUUGGCGAGGUACUGUGACAAUACUUCAGUAUGAAGAGAGGUAUGCUGAUGUUGUAUACUAGACAAGAGUAGCUUUUGUUUGGUUAAGUGUCCAAACCAGGGAGUAGGUCAAAAUUUUGUCAAACAAAAUCAGGAAGUUCUCGUUGUAUAUGUAUAGCAGCAUAUAGAGAUUAAUGGAAGAGAUUCAUAUUGAAGGGAUGAUUUUGGGUGAUGA